Messenger RNA from Phytophthora sojae, 1554 nucleotides. RefSeq lists its product as hypothetical. The record is from RefSeq and is a predicted model, not a curated record. Gene Ontology annotation, cellular component: ciliary inversin compartment. Gene Ontology annotation, biological process: protein localization to ciliary inversin compartment. Lineage: Eukaryota; Oomycota; Peronosporomycetes; Peronosporales; Peronosporaceae. The transcript is spliced from 6 exons. The coding region runs from base 1 to 1518 and encodes 505 amino acids. Gene Ontology annotation, molecular function: protein binding.
AUGACACCAGCCAACUCGGACUCGGGCGACAGCUCCUCAGCUACUUCCAUGGAGCAAGUGCACGCAGCGUGGCUGGCGGCCGGUGCGCAGGGAGAUGUGGAGACCAUGCGGCGACUGCGCCGCCUACACCCGCAGUGGCUCGACCUGCAGCGGCUCGUGAAUACGCCCGCCUCUGGAGCACCGACGCGACGACAGUUCUGCAGUUGGGAGAGCUUCCACUUGUCCACGAGUGGAGCCUCCACAUUGCUCACGGCUGCGUGGGGACACAGUCUCGACGUCGUGGAGAUGCUGCUUGAAGCGGGCCAAGACCCCGACACCCGUAACCACGGAGGACGCACGCCCAGCAUGGUGGCGCUGCUGCGCUACAACGUCGUGGUCAUGCGCUGCGGCUUCCGCAACAACCAGGCUGUUCGUCGGAACAUCGUGGAGGAUUGUCGACACGAGGAUAGUGAUCUUGCGCGAGAUAAUGUGGCAGUGACUAAGGUGCUGCUGCGGUUUGGAGCUGAUGCAAGUGCUCGAAGUCAGCACGGCUUAGUAAGGACGGGUAUUGUGCACUCCACUACGCUGCGAAUGGCGAUGUGCUUGACGUUGCCAAGCUUUUUCUGGAUGCUGGCGCUGACGUCGACGCUCGAGACGAGCAUGAACAUGCUGCAGAUCAUGUUGAACCACCACCACAUGGUGGCCACAGCGCACCGAAGAGAUUUUGCGGCCGACGUCCUGUCCAGCGCUGUGGACAUUGAGAUCGAAGGAGCCGUGCGUCUCAUUGUGGAGGGAGGGUACUCCUCGGUAACAGUGAGCAAUACUGCAGGGGAGACGCCACUGCACCACGCGAUUGUAAAGCGCAGUCCGCAGUUGAUGGAGCUGCUGGUGGAUCUGGAUCCUGCAGGUGGGAGCUUGACGGCUGUCACGGCAAUGGGCGAGUCGCCUGCGCAUUACGCAGCUCAGCACGGCUCUGUCAGCGUGAUGGAAACGCUGCUACGACAACUCGCAGUCGUAUUUGGAGACUUGCAGGAGCUGGAUGAAGCGACGAAUCCGCUGAACGCCAUGAACAACGCGGGAAGACGAGUUUGCCGCAUGGUGCUUCGUUCUCCACGCUCAGAGCUGCUGCUGCUGCACGAGCACGUUCGACGAGACAUCUUGCAUUGGCUUCGGGAAGCACAUGAUCAAAACCUCGAGGUCGACCACGACGACGACGUAGCUGAUGACGACGCAGAAGAAAGUCGGAUCAGCGGUGUCUUGCUGACGGAGCUGUGUGCGGAGUGGGUUGCCAGCGUCGAUGUCUUGCCGGUAUCUUCUCCACGUAGAGUCGACUUGGCUGAUGCGUUGCUCGUCGCGAUCUCGGCUGGAUACGCGUAUGAGUUCGUGCCGCUGUUGGUGGAGCUGCCGCUGCUCCGUUCGGCGAUGCCUCGGGUGCUCGAUCGACUGGAGCGCUUUGCACGAGUGACUCGUGCUCAUUUGUUGCUGCUUCAACUGCAUGGUGAAGUGUCGACGGCUCUGUCGGAGCUCGUGGAGACCUGAGCAACGGUUCAUUGACGAAGAAGUGAGUGAAAAUGU